CACUCUCUGGACUCGAUCUGAACUGUACUAAAUACCAUCACCGCUACUCGGACGGGGAGUGAAAAAUAAAAGUGGGUUGCAUUUUACAGUUCCAUUAGGAGCUAGCUUUCAGUCCGAAGCGAGCCAUGGCGGAGCUCAGGCACUCGAGUUCGCUCGGGACUCGAGCUUCCAACUCUCCAAUGAAACGAGAUGAAGACGCAUCUCCUCUAAUACACGAAAAUGUUACCGAUAACGACCAUCACCACCACGCUCGCCAUCACUUAACCAGAGAUCGUGACCGUCCGUUUUGGUCCAAUCUACCAUUCUUCGGUGACGAUCUUAGGGUUUCUCCUUACAAUUCUAGGAUCUCGUUAUUUUUGCUUGGUAUUAUAGUUCUCGCUGCAGUAAUCUCGGUUUUCUCGAUCUUCCACCAGUUGAAUGCUCCCUACUUGUGUAAAAAAGAUGGAAUUGUACUUCAUUGUCCAUAUGUUAAGGAACCUGCUUCACUCUGGGAGAAUCCAUAUUCUGCAACCACCUCUUGGAAACCUUGUGCUGAACGCCGCAGUGGUGGAAUAUCAGAUGUUCCACCAGAGAAUGAAACAACUGGUUACAUAUUUAUCCAUGCUGAGGGUGGUUUGAAUCAGCAAAGAAUUGCUAUAUGCAAUGCAGUGGCAGUGGCCAAAAUAAUGAAUGCCACCCUUAUUUUGCCGGUGCUGAAGCAGGACCAGAUUUGGAAAGACCAAACGAAAUUUAAAGAUAUUUUUGAUGUCGACCAUUUCAUUGACUAUUUGAAGGAUGAUGUGCGAAUUGUUCGAGACAUACCUGAGUGGUUCACUGACAAAUCAGAAUUGUUCUCAAGCAUAAGACGAACAGUGAAAAAUAUUCCAAAGUAUGCACCUGCCCAAUUCUAUAUUGAUAAUGUUCUACCUCGAAUCAAGGAGAAGAAGAUUAUGGCCCUAAAGCCUUUUGUUGAUCGGCUUGGGUAUGAUAAUGUUCCUCCAGAAAUCAACAGGCUUAGGUGCAGGGUGAAUUAUCAUGCUCUGAAAUUUCUUCCAGAGAUAGAGCAGAUGGCUGAUUUGCUGGUAUCAAGGAUGAGGAACCGUACAGAAAGUUCAAAUCCUUUUAUGGCUCUUCAUCUUCGAUUUGAGAAAGGGAUGGUGGGUCUAUCAUUCUGUGAUUUUGUGGGAACAAGAGAGGAGAAAGCUAGAAUGGCUGAAUACAGAAAGAAAGAAUGGCCUAGACGGUAUAAGAAUGGUUCCCAUCUAUGGCAACUGGCAUUGCAAAAGCGGAAGGAAGGACGGUGCCCUCUUGAACCUGGGGAGGUCGCAGUUAUUCUUCGAGCAAUGGGUUAUCCUAAGGAAACUCAGAUUUAUGUAGCUUCUGGCCAAGUUUAUGGCGGACAAAAUCGGAUGGCUCCAUUGAGGAACAUGUUUCCAAAUCUGGUAACAAAGGAGGAGCUAGCUACCAAGGAAGAGCUGGAUGGUUUCAGGAAGCAUGUAACGAGCUUGGCAGCCCUGGACUUCUUGGUUUGCCUCAAGUCUGAUGUUUUUGUAAUGACGCAUGGAGGCAACUUUGCUAAAUUGAUAAUCGGGGCACGUAGGUACAUGGGUCACCGUCACAAAUCCAUAAAACCAGACAAGGGGCUAAUGUCUAAAUCUUUUGGAGACCCUUACAUGGGAUGGGCCACUUUUGUAGAAGAUGUGAUUGUUACCCACCAAACACGAACUGGGUUACCUGAAGAGACAUUCCCUCACUAUGACCUUUGGGAAAACCCUCUGACUCCUUGCAUGUGUAAAGCUUGAACACAUGGAUUUCUAGCUAGAAGUUUUCACUAAUUUAUUUCAAGGAUCGUGUCUAUAUAGAAGCUACAUUUCAUUGUUUGAGAAACUAAUUCUUGUACUUAGAAGAAAGAAAUUCAGAGUUGGAGAGGAAGGUUGUCUUGUAACCAUUUGUAUUAGCAUUCUCUUUGCUGUGACUGGAGUUGAGCAGUUUUGUCUCCAAAACAAUAGAUAAAGUAAAGCUGUUGCAUUAGACAAUUUGAUCA
Messenger RNA from Manihot esculenta (cassava), 2023 nucleotides. RefSeq names its product protein PECTIC ARABINOGALACTAN SYNTHESIS-RELATED. Lineage: Eukaryota; Viridiplantae; Streptophyta; Magnoliopsida; Malpighiales; Euphorbiaceae. The record is from RefSeq and is a predicted model, not a curated record. The transcript is spliced from 11 exons. Bases 126 to 1781 code for a protein of 551 amino acids.